UUUUUUAACGCGGACGUACAUUUUCUAUGGACAAGACAAACAAGGCGCGAACUUGAACCGCGCGAGUCCUUGAAGAUGUCGAGCAAGAUUUAUGCAUUGAUUGAGUGGGAGGAUCAAUACCUAAGCAUCAUCUGUGUGGACACUAUAUGCCAGCCCAGAAAGGAGAUUACGGAAUACAAAGCGGGGGAGUACAUAAAGGCCAAAUUUAAAGGCUCCAUAUACAGGGCAAUCAUCGCUGAGAUAAGUCAUGAUAAAAAACAUCUUGAGGACAAAAAGAAAGCUGGGGAGCUUAAUUUUACAUUUAAGGAUGCAUCAGUUGUAGCACCCUGUUCGAGCAAACCCCUUUCACGGCAAUCUUUGCAAUUCACUCCGCAGAGGACUGUUUUAUCAGAUUCAAAGUCUGCGAGACAGUUGUCCCCAGCCACACCAGUGAAUUCUACAGCGUCCUGUUCGAGCAAAUCAGAUCUUCCAAGACCGACUUCGCAGUCAACUUCCAAAAAGACAACUGUUUCAUCAGAUUUGGAUUCAGUUUUACAGUUGUCCCCAGCCACACCAGUAAAUUCUACAGAAGCAUCAUGUCCAAGCAGACCCCUUGCCAGACCCUCAAAUGUACGACAAACUCCAAAGAAGAAAACAAUUUCAUCAGAUUCGGACUCGUCGACACAGUUGCCACCAACCAUACCACUUAAUUCUACAGCAUCCUGUUCGCACGGACCCAUUGUUCCCAGGCACAUGAAUCCACGACAAACUCCAAAAAAGAAAACAUUUUCUUCAGAUUCAGAUUCAGUGACGGGACAGUUACAGCUAGCUUCACCAUUGGAUUCCACAGACACAAUUUCUUCAGAGAGUGACAUUGAAAGUACUGGUAAUGAAUUUCUGUCCAGAAAGUCUUCAAGCAAAUCAAGGGAUAGGGAAAAAUUUGUCCGGUUAUCAAAAGAAGUUGACGAAUUAAAAUCGGAGGUGAAGAAAUUGAGGAGGAGAGUCCGUUCACUUGAAAAGAAAAAAGAAACCGGUGAUCCAUCAAAGAAUUCCACUGAUGAUGAAGUCUUGGACAUUCCACACGCAGGACCAAUUAAUUUAUCAGAGUUGACCAGCUCCUGCAAAAAAUUCAGAAAAGCGCCAGAUGCUGUCGCAUUCUUACUUAAUUCUCUUUUUUCUAAAAAUGAGAUUAAAAACUCUUCCAUUUCUGGCAAAAGAACUAUUAAAUGCAGGCAGGAGGGACCCCGCCCUCCUCUUGACCAGGCUAGAUUCAGGGUUCUGGAGAGAAUUAUUUUUGAAACCUUUCCAGAUUUCACAAGGAAAGACUUGCGUGAAAAAAUUCAGAACUUGCAAAAAGUUGAGAGAAAGCGUCAACUAUGUCGUUAAAUUGAAAAGAAAGGAAUAA
This is a messenger RNA of Magallana angulata, 1384 nucleotides long. RefSeq lists its product as uncharacterized. The coding region runs from base 76 to 1365 and encodes 429 amino acids. The transcript is spliced from 8 exons. Gene Ontology annotation, molecular function: DNA binding. Lineage: Eukaryota; Metazoa; Mollusca; Bivalvia; Ostreida; Ostreidae. The record is from RefSeq and is a predicted model, not a curated record.